Molecule: messenger RNA, 4298 nt
Organism: Bolinopsis microptera
Lineage: Eukaryota; Metazoa; Ctenophora; Tentaculata; Lobata; Bolinopsidae
Exons: 24
Coding region: 34-4041 (1335 amino acids)
Source: RefSeq, a predicted model, not a curated record
CAGGAAACGAUUUUAUGUUCAUGCUUUGUUAACAUGUCAAUUGAAUGUGAGUUGCCUGUUAUCGAAAAACGUCUUGCCUAUGAUGUCAACUAUUUGAAAUAUCUGCUAAAAGAUGUCACAUUUGUCAGCUAUUUCAACAUUUUCCUUAAUCUUCCUAUACAUCCACGAAGAAUAACCUAUGUGCCUGCUACCAAAACAUUUACUGUUGAACCAGUUCUUAUGAGAAAAUAUCUCCAUACUCAUUAUGGAAAGCUGUACACUUGGUUAUGCAAGAAACGGCUACCGAUGUUCACUAAAUCACACCUUUUCUUUCAUUACCGUCUCUGCAAAGAGUUGAUUAUUGAUAACCCGAUACUUGAAUCCUUCAAACUUCUUGAAAAACAAUAUCCAGACGUCGCCCCAAUCAGGGAUAUAUCUGGGUUUUAUAAUUUCCAUCACUUCAUGCUAGAAGGUGGUGGUGGUAGUGCCAUUAUCAGCUGCUGGCUCGAUAUUGAGACCUUACACUGUCUUCGUGACGAGGAGAGGGCCAAGUUCCUUGAGGAUUUUUUCGAUAAUUACUUGUAUCUAGAUUCACCCAGAAUGAUAUUCGACCAUUAUCGGAAUGUUGUCUUCCAACAAAUAUCUAAAAUAUGCAAGGGGGUUCGAUUUGUCAAACGCUAUUGCAAGGAAGAAAACGCCUUUUUGCAGCAAUUCAAGGACAAACUGUUAAGAGAGAAACGUCUGUUCAGGCCCUUACAAGCGGUGUUAACUCUGGAUAUGCGCUCUUACUGGCUUAAGAAAUACUACACAUACUUGUCUACAAGUCUAGCAGAGGAUCAGCCGUCAGUGAGAAUAACGAGUAGUCUCGCUAGGCUACUUCUCAAGACACCACCCACUACUGGAACUACUGAAAAUGAACCUGAUACAGAAGCUGAUCCAGCACCAAAACAUAUAACAGUCAAAUUGUGUACAUCUAACGGUCUCAGGAGAACCUCCCAGAUGGUUUACAGUCAUGAAUUUGGAAUGGAUGUCCCGUCAGAUGAACUUGCUGAGAAGCAAGUUAGUAGGACGGAGGAGACGAUGAAAAACUUUGUUGCUAGGAUGAAAGACGAUUGUGUUAAAAACAGACGGCGUGCCACGGUAGAUAUCUCAAGCGAGGUAGAAGCUGUAAGAGCUAGGAAAACGUCUACAAUUAACGAAGAUAUAAUUGUAAAUACCAGCCCAAGUUUCCAAGUCCCCAACAGAAAAUUCUCACUUUUAGAGGGUAAACGAGACAGAUUAUCCUCCAUAAGUGAAACCCGAAAAACUGGAUCAAUAUCGUAUAAUAGGUCUCAGAAAAACGAUUCUUUUGAUGAUCAAAAAGAAAGGAUGGUUCAAAGAUUACAAAAUGGGCGGCGUCCCAGCGGGCUUACCACCAGCGUUAUUAGCACCACCAUCAACUGGUCUCGACACAAAAAUAGUCGGAUUAAAGAGAUCAUAGUUGAGCAGUUUUUGCAAGAUGAAAUUGAGCUAUUCCGCUGCUGUCCCUGUCCUCUAAGAGACGAGAUAUACAUGGAGAAUUACUGUGACGCCCUAAAACAAGUGUAUAACGAAACAAGUUUGAGAGAAGUGGAUAUCAACCAUCUUCUGGAGAUUUCUAUUGCAAGUGACAUCGUUGGUGGUGAGGAUUUCAAAGGUUUUCUUUCGAGAAAAAGUGACAAGAGAUCACUCUUCAACUACGAGUUCUGGGCUGCAAUAGAGACUUUCAGCUACAAAUACUCAACGGAUCCCUCUAGAAUGUUCUGUGCCCGAGGACACGCUAUGGAAGUUGUUGGAAUAUUCUCGGAGCAAGAAAACGUCUCCUUUGAUUGGAGUUUCAAAAAACAUGGAAUGAUCAAUUUCCCUGUCAACUUGGAAAAUCUUGAAAAAGAAGUUCACUCACUCUUGUACAAAUUCACUCAUCCUGACGGCAGCAAAUUCACAGACUGGGACGAUCCCUUUACAGAUUCUCUGUGGUUUGCCAUAGUAAAUGGUCACAGUGUUCAAGAGUGGCUUUCUCUCGCUCAAAAGUUUACAGCAAAGAGGCUGAUGACUGAGUGGCUGCUGUAUAUUGAAGAGAAGGAAAACGAGUUCCUGCAGAACUGUACGGUUCUGAGAGACAACAAACCACCACCUCCCUUCCUGCAGCACACAUCUGAGGAUCUAAUCUAUGAGACUCUGUGCAGUCCGAAUAUUCACAUAAUUUGGGCUGCCAUGCAACUGGCAGAGUCUGUCGAGUACCCUGGGCAGAACAUACCCAGGAUGGGGCCAGGGCACUUGCAGCGAGGUUCGACGAAUGUUUCCCCUGACGGAAGGUCUAGUAAGGCCUCUUACCUCUCAACAUCUCCCAACACUAGCCCCAAAGUGUUCAGUGAAACCAACCCUCCUAACAGACGAAUGCUGGCUAGUGGGCAGGAUGCUGUCCCCGUUACCCCCACUCCUCCGGUAGUUGCAGUAGUUGAGGCCCCGGAGGUUAAAAACCCGGCCCCAGGCCGGCGAGGUGACGCCGUGAUCACCAUGAUGACGCUGAACGAUCCAACCCUCAACCAGUUAGAAUACGCUCUCUACAACACCCCUGGGCUAGAUCUCUCCAUGGACAAGCUUACAACCGUCCCUAAGAACUUUCUAGACGUCCUGCGAACGAAGGAGCUUCUUGCUAAGUUUAGAAACUUCCUCCUCGUCAACGAAGACAACCAGGAUCCUUCAAUCUUGUUCUACCAAAUUGUCGAGAGUCUAAGAGCUUGUAGAAAUCCGAAACAGAGACAAGACCGUAUGCAAUUCGUCCUACAGAAGUUCUUCGGCCCUCUAUCAGGCCUGAAGGAAAAAUUAAUGGUGGAUAAAAACAGCGGUGUAUUUAAAGAGUUGUGCAGUUCGAAGAAAGUUACCCACACAAUGCUGAUCACGGCUCAAACUCUAGUUGUAAAGGAGAUGGAGACCGUUUAUUGGCUGCAGUUCGUGGAGGCUUUUUCUCCUAAUAUCCGGGAAAAGAUAAUCAAUAUGAAUACGUUGGGAACAACUGAGAAAAAGGAGUUUGGGAAAGAGAAGAACAGGCGACUCUGGGUCAACUUCACAAUAAACGUCAUCAACUUCAAAAACGGGAUCAUGGAUCCGAAUGUUUGCAAACAUUUCAGGCAUUUUCUGGCAGGUUACGUCAAAUCGGUUUCCUCUAUUUGCACCAAAACUACCCAGAAGCGGCAAAUAGUCAAUAACAAACUUAUCGAUAUUGAUAAAAUUCAAGCUGAUCUGGAUUUCUUCAUCGAGGUGGAGAAGUACAAAGAAAUAUGCGAGGGAACACAAAUGUCAGCCAGACAAGGAAACUACGAUCCAGGGGAGGAGGAGAUCCUAGUACAAAAGGGCCGGGUCCUCUACAGCUGCUACAUUGACUCUCUCCUACCUCCCAAAGUGCAGAUCAACAUCACUCAUGAUAAGGUAUCGGAGAUUAGGAAGCUUCACGACACAGGACUGUUCGAGCGAGGCAUGUUCCACGACGCUGCCCUGUCUCUCUUCCCUCUCCUCACCUAUUUCUGGAAGAAGUUCUGUCUGCAAAGAUAUGCUCCCUUGAAGGUGGAAAUAUUGGACGAAGACAAACUGAUAUUGAAGGAACGAAACAACAAGGGUGAUCUGUACAAGAGCAAGGUUCCGAGAAGUAGGAUGGGAAGCAACACCAAUGUGAUUGUGAAGAAUACGGGCAAUGUACUAGCAUCAAUUCGAAUUCCACAUGUGGCACAUGGUGUGACGCAUCUUUUAAACAGGUAUACAGAGUCAGGUGGCCUGGUGCAGCUCCUAGCACAGAACACCAGUAUACACCAUGAGAAGACACCAGCAGGAUCUCCCCCUAAAACACCCACUAUUACCGGGGUUGAUAUGAAACCUGGCGGAGAGCCAGUAAACGGGGGACUAGGUUUAGCUGGACUUGGAGGUGGAUUAGGAGCUGAUUUGGGCACUCUCAAGCCUGGUGACAGAAGACUGUCUACAUUGACCAACUAUGCACGGAGGAGGACUAGUAUCAUGAGCACGGGAAAAUUUCAGGGAAUCAGAGAAUAAACCUGUUUUAUCAGGGUAACGUUCAUUUUUAUAGUGAAUUGAGAUUGACAAAAAACCAGAGCUUAUCAUCAUGAUUAUCAUAUUACUAUCGUGUCAAAAUUGAAAUAUGUGACCGUAUAAAGAGACAUGAACUUUGAGACUAUUAUUUGAGAUUAGAACGAUAUGAAUCAUUGUUCAUUAGCUGAUUUUAACGAUACAGUUGUCGACUGUUACCCAACUAAAUUGAAUCAUACGAUUAAAACCUUCGUUGUAUUAUC